GUCGCGUUUAUCACGCAUUGCGCAGACGCGCCCCGGAUCCGCUGGGCGUUUGUGCUGCUGGCGGGCUACAAUCAGCUGCUAGACGUUAAACUACACGAACUCCAGAUGUGCAGAGGCUCGAGCAAUAGUCAAAACCUCUGGAUUAUAUAGAGUCUUUGCUCAUACUCGGAAGUGCACUGCAAAUCAAGGACUUCUGAACCAGACAUCCAGCAUCAUCCUCCACUCUGAUUCAGAAGUAACAUAUUCAUUCUACUCGUCAUUUCCUGUGUUGUGAUUGGCUCGUCUCUUCCCCUUCCUCCGUUCUCAUUGGCUAUCUGGGAUUACAUCGUCUGUUAGUGCCAGUCCCAUUAAAGCAGGUGAAAACAUGGAGCCCAUUUACGCCACAGGGAUGGCCGCGAAGCUGCGGAGUCAGUGGGACCGGGAUGCGGGUUUGGGUCAGAACCACAAUGCUGUGAAGCUCCUGGGCCAGGAUUACGAGUCACUGAGGGCCCAGUGCCAGCAGACCAGGACCCUGUUUGAGGACCCUCUGUUCCCAACCAGCACUUCUUCACUGGGAUUCAAUGAGCUGGGUCCACGGUCCUCCAAGACGCAUGGUGUGCGGUGGAUGAGACCGACGGAGAUUUGUAUGCGUCCCCAGUUCAUCAUGGAUGGAGCGACUCGUACCGACAUCUGUCAGGGAGCUCUGGGUGACUGUUGGUUGCUGGCAGCCAUCGCGUCUCUGACUCUAAACGAUGACCUCCUGCACCGCGUGGUGCCACAUGGCCAGAGCUUUGACGGCGGAUACGCAGGAAUAUUUCACUUUCAGUUCUGGCAGUUCGGCGAGUGGGUGGACGUGGUGAUUGACGACCGGUUGCCCGUGAAGGACGGGAAGCUGUUGUUCGUUCACUCGGCGGAGGGUGGAGAGUUCUGGAGCGCUCUGCUGGAGAAGGCCUACGCCAAGCUGAACGGCUGUUAUGAGGCUCUGUCGGGCGGCAGCACGUCUGAGGGCUUUGAGGAAAAGUGUCCUCCUCAGUGUCUCUACAUGCUCAACUUCUUUCGUGGUGCUGAUCUCUUCAGCAUCAUCGGCCGCGCCAUCGAGAGAGGAUCGCUGCUGGGCUGCUCUAUAGAUAUCACCAGUAAGUUUGACCAGGAGGCGGUGACCUUCAAGAAGCUGGUCAAAGGUCACGCAUACUCCGUGACCGCAGUGGAAGAGGUGGUGUACAGGGGAAACAUGACUAAGCUGGUGCGCAUCAGGAACCCGUGGGGUGAAGUGGAGUGGACGGGAGCCUGGAGUGACGACUCUCGGGAAUGGGACAAUGUGGACCGCUCUGUCCGAGGCAGAUUACAGAACCGCAGUGAGGACGGAGAGUUCUGGAUGUCGUUCAGUGACUUCCUGCGUGAGUUCAGUCGGCUGGAGAUCUGUAACCUGACGGCAGAUGCGCUCCAGGCGGGUCAGGUGAAGAAGUGGAGCACGUCGCUCUAUCAGGGCGAGUGGAGGAGAGGAAGCACGGCCGGCGGAUGCAGGAACUUCCCAGCCACAUUCUGGAUCAACCCUCAGUUCAAGGUGACCCUAAAACACCCGGAUUCUCCCGGCCAAUCGGAUUGCAGCUUCCUGGUGGCGCUGAUGCAGAAGGACCGCAGAAAGAAGCGGAGAGAAGGACAGGACAUGGAGACCAUUGGAUUCGCCAUUUAUGAGGUGCCAAGAGAGUUUGUGGGGAAGUCAGGUGUUCAUCUGAAGCGGGAUUUCUUCCUGACUAACGCGUCCAGCGCUCGCUCGGAGCUCUUCAUUAACCUGCGGGAGGUGAGCUCACGCUUCCAGCUGCCCGCCGGCGAGUACAUCAUUGUACCCUCCACAUUCGAGCCGCAGAAAGAGGCCGACUUCGUGCUCAGAAAUGAAGUGUCAGACAGAUCACACGUUCUGAGAGCUCAACUCUGUUGUGUGUCUUUAUGCACAGAUAAAGAUUUAAAGACGGACGGGUUUGGAAAGGAGUCGUGCCGAGGCAUGAUCAACCUCAUGGACACGGACGGCAGCGGGAAGCUCGGACUCACAGAGUUUCACGUGUUGUGGGAAAAGGUUAAACGCUACCUGCAAAUCUUCAGAGACCAUGACGUGGAUAAAUCAGGCACUAUGAGCUCUUAUGAGAUGAGAAGAGCUCUGGAAGCAGCAGGCUUUAAGCUGAACAAUCAUUUAUUCCAGCUGAUCAUCCUUCGGUACACAGAGGAAGAUCUGUCUGUGGAUUUCGACAACUUUGUCACCUGUUUAGUGCGUCUGGAGACCAUGUUCAAGACCUUCAAGACGCUGGACACAGACGCUGAUGGAUUCAUAUCGCUCACGUUCUUUCAGUGGAUUUCUCUGACCAUGUUUGCCUGAAAUGGACACAGAUUUUCGCCGUUCGUCUGCACUGAGUCCGUCUUCUCAUCUGUAGUCCUGCCAUCUGAAGAAGAGUGCCUUCAUUUUUAUACUUCUGUAAUGCAUUUCUAUGGGAUAAACAGCCUUAAUGAUGCAACCCUGUUUACAUAGUCCACAUGCAAAACACUGUGCCAAACGCGUUUCUAAAGCCAAGAGAAAAACAUUUACAGCAUGUUUUUUUAUCAUUUCUGGAUCGAGCUGCAUGCAUUUCUCCAGAUGAAACUCUUUCUGUGCCAAAUGAAUCAUUGCCAAUUUCAAUCAUUCUUCAUUUUUAUCGCCAUAUUUUAUGAUCAUGAGCUGCAUAUCUUUCAGUGAAUGUCAUAUCUUAAUGCUGUUCGUAUAAAGACCGCUGUAUUAGACAUGCAUGCGCUGGUGAUGCUGUAGAUCGAACCUAGCUUUACUUACUGAAGGGGAUUUGGUUUAGACUGAAUUUCAUGCAUGCAGCUGUUUUAUUGGACAAACUGAGAUGUACUGAAAAACCAAAGGAUCUUUUAACAAGCCAAAAGGGACGUACACUUUUUAAAAAUGCCAUAUGCAUUCCUUUAGUUCUGUUUAUAUGAACAAUGCAAAACAUCCAUUUAAUACAAUCUAGAAAGGAGCAACAGAACUGGGAACAGAUUGAAUCUGAUUUUCAUAUAUACGCAGAACCAUGAGCUUUAACAAGACGGCACUUUUCUUUUAAUCGAAAGAUGAGUAUGAAAAAGUGGAGGAUUUUCUUUUUUUCCCCCAAUGCCAAGCAAAAUGUUUUGUUUCUUUUCCAGUGUUGAUUCAUUUAUGUGGGUUUUCAAUAAACUUUCUUUUAAAGUA
Molecule: messenger RNA, 3196 nt
Organism: Sinocyclocheilus grahami
Lineage: Eukaryota; Metazoa; Chordata; Actinopteri; Cypriniformes; Cyprinidae
Gene: capn1
Product: calpain 1
Exons: 19
Coding region: 365-2350 (661 amino acids)
Biological process (GO): proteolysis
Cellular component (GO): cytoplasm
Molecular function (GO): calcium ion binding; calcium-dependent cysteine-type endopeptidase activity
Source: RefSeq, a predicted model, not a curated record